Molecule: messenger RNA, 1206 nt
Organism: Balaenoptera acutorostrata (minke whale)
Lineage: Eukaryota; Metazoa; Chordata; Mammalia; Artiodactyla; Balaenopteridae
Gene: HEBP1
Product: heme binding protein 1
Exons: 5
Coding region: 90-785 (231 amino acids)
Source: RefSeq, a predicted model, not a curated record
UCCCCCCGUCCCUCCGGGUAGCCCAGCUGACGCCAGCCGCAGCGGCCACACAGCGUGUACCCGCGCAUCCAGAGUGCCGCGGCCACACCAUGUUGGGCAUGAUCAAGAACUCGCUGUUUGGGAGCGUAGAGACUUGGCCUUGGCAGAUCCUGAGCAAAGGGGACAAGGGAGAGGUCUCCUAUGAGGAGAGGGCCUGUGAAGGUGGGAAGUUUGCCACAGUGGAAGUGACUGAUAAGCCUGUGGAUGAGGCUCUACGGGAAGCAAUGCCCAAAGUCAUGAAGUACGUCGGAGGCACCAAUGACAAGGGAAUCGGGAUGGGGAUGACAGUUCCUAUUUCCUUUGCCGUGUUCCCCAGUGCCGAUGGGUCCCUACAGAAGAAAUUAAAAGUCUGGUUCCGGAUUCCAAAUGAGUUUCAAAGCAACCCACCAGCUCCCAGCGAUGACAGCAUUAAGAUCGAAGACAGGGAAGGCAUCACUGUCUAUUCCACCCCUGAGGCACAGGACCGAUGGCACUACUUCCCCCUGCUGUUUGGCUCUGGCUGUGGGCCUCGCCUGACUCUGCCCGAGGCAUGUCCGAGGUCUGGGACCAAGCCCAAGAUAGUAAUAAAGCAGUUUGGCGGUUAUGCCAAGGCAACUGACUACGUAGCUCGUGCCGCCCAGCUGCGCACCACCCUGGAGGGUACAGCCACCUGCCGGAGUGACUUCUACUUCUGCACUGGGUAUGACCCUCCCAUGAAGCCCUACGGACGCCGCAACGAGGUCUGGCUGGUGAAGAGCAAUGAAUAACUGGCUGAACCAGAGCUCCCUGGAUGCUUGCGUCUGUGCCCACUUCCUCCAGGAGGAAAUGAAGUUCCCUGUGCAGCUCCAGCAGGGCCGACUUUCCUUCAGAGCCAAUCAGUCACUGCCAAUUUCCUGAAAUAAGCACGUUCCAGAUCCUGAGGCUCUUGUUCUCGUGGAGGGAAAUAAGGCACCCACGAUACAUAUGCGUCCUUCUAAAUGACUUGGAAAAUUCCGUGGUAGACCAGAAAAACCCGGCAGCAUUUUCCCAGCUCUCUGGAUCCCUAAAAACUGAUUUUUAAAAAUUAUUGAAACCGUAUUUUUGUUAUUGAGGAAGAAGUGUGAUUUACGUGUGAUCUUUCAUCUCUGAUUCUUAUAAGAGCUUUCUUUAAAAAGAAACUGGAAAUAAAGAUCUUUGACUUAAACAGCU